UACGUCAACAAUAGCUUAUGAUUCUCGAAUAUAAUAUUAACUAAAGCGCUGUAUUAAUUGAUAAAGCUGAGAAACUUUUUUUUAAAACCGUUUAUAAUUCACGAACAAAUAUGCCUUAAUAUUUUCUCACAGCCUCCGCUGGCAGCACUUUUGCGCGAAAUCACCCUGUACUACUUGACAAGCUCCGCCCUCUAGAAUCCAGGCGAAUAGUUGCAAGGAUACUUAGGGGUUGAUGAGACUGUGGUAUUUCCAAUUGGACCGGCGAUGCUAUAAAAGACGCAGAAUUCCCAGGAGAUGUUGUCAUUAUACAUUCAGACUUAUUGGACAUCGCAAGCGUAGCAAUUGGAAUAUUUUAAAAUAUAAAGUUAUACAAAUUGUAAGGAAAAACAGAAAAAUGUCGCGCCAUCAAUUACCAGAUUCGUCCUCAUCGCCCCCCAUAAGCCAUAUACCCUACCAUAACUUUGACGAUGAUCUAAUCACUGAGCUGCCCUCUUGCAUCUAUGCGGGUCAACAUCAGAGUGGUGUCGGUGGUGCCGGUGCAGCUGGUGGCAUCACGACUGGCGGCUCAGGUUUGCGUCUCAGUUCCAACAACUUGCGGCACAUUCAACAGCAUUAUUUACAGCAGGGCAAUGAAAAUAUGCUGGACUCAUCCACUAAUACCAAUACGCUGGUAACGUUAAAUUCCAAUAACACCACGCCCAUGAUGUGCAAUAGUCCAACUGCUAGCAGCAGCGGCGGCGGCGGUGGCGGUGCAGGUGGUUCAGGUCCUAGCUCGGGACCAGGAACCUCGAGUGCUAGUUAUGGUGCAGCGGCCGCAUCCAGUUACAAAAUCCAACGGCAACAGGCAAAUGUGCGGGAAAGGAAACGCAUCCAGAGGUCCGCACCAACUGGUAGUAUCAAUUCAGCCUUUGACGAGCUGCGGGUCCACGUACCCACAUUUCCGUACGAGAAGCGUCUGAGCAAGAUCGAUACCCUACGCCUGGCCAUUGCAUACAUAUCCCUGCUGCGCGAGGUGCUGCAAACAGACUACGAUCCUCUGACCUAUGUGGAGAAGUGUCUGCGUGGUGAGAUUAAAGCAGAUCGCGCCAAUUGGAACACAAGCGAUUUGACGGCACGUCUCUCCUGGAUCAAUUGGGAGAAUCUGGGCGUGCAUCCUGGACGUCGCACUCUGCUCACAUCCCUUGCAUUGUCCUCGGAACCAAUGUGCGGUGCACACUGCGGCAUGCCAUAAGCCUAUUCCAGCUCAACUCAGUUGCUCCUGGUUAGGGAAAAGAAAUCCUUUGUUUUUGAAUGCUAGCAGGGGAUAUUUUAAAUAUUCAAACUAGCAGUCUACUUUAAAAUUAUUAAAAUUAUUUAUAGCAUAAAAAUCAACAAAAAACAUAUACUUUGUGACGUUUAACAAAGUCUACAGUUCCCGAGAGAGACUCUUUUAAUCGGGAAUUCCCAACUAGGGGAGCCUGAAACCCCUUCUACCUACAACAAAUGCAGUUCGCGUCACGCGCUCAUUUGCUUUAGCAGUGUUAAAAAUAAAUGAAACAAAAAAUUAGUUCCUUCGAUGGGAAUCGAACAUUUAACAAACCACACUACUUGGCUCAACCGUCACACCACCAAUCGACCCUUACUGAGAAAAAAACGAAUUAAAAUAGCAACACAUACACACAGCACAGAUCAAAGUCAAUAAAGAACCGCCCAAAUAUGUGUGUGUUCAUGUAUGCAGAAAUUCCUGCGCUGUGCUUCUUCAUGAUAAAUUUAACAGUUGAUAUUUCUGUGCUAUAGAAUGUUUGUAUAUUCUCAAAAUGACAAUUGCCUUAAAAUUGCGGCUAUAUAAAAUGAAUGAUACUUGAUAUAUAUAAUAUUCUAGAAGCUACAUGACCAGAGUUUGGUGACUCUAGCUAUUAUAACUUAAGAGAUUUGCUCGAAAAGUAAGAUUUUGAUAUCGAUUAGUAUCGAUUACUUGUAAAUGGGCAAGUUAUCGAUCAUCGAAAACAAACAACUACUGCGCCUGUAGUAGGCGGACAUGCUCAACAUUUCUGAAAUCCUUGCGUUUAUACAUAUGGCCAGACUUCCUUCUGCCUGUUACACUAGCACAAAUACAUUUUACAGUAAGUCCUCCACUUCAAAUAUUGGUCUCCAAAAAGUAUGCUAUGGUACUCGUAUAAGAAUUGAUUGAACCAGAUCCAAUUAGACAAUUGAUCACACAAAAAUUUAACAUAUCCUGUCUGUCUUCCCUAAAAUAUUAGUGAAUAUAUACUUGCAUUUAUCUUAUAAGUAAUCAUGAUAUUAAUGAAAGACAAUUUAAUUUUCUAACAAAUAGCAGUAAUAUUUAUUUCAAAAGCAUUUUAGUUGCACUAAUCAAACAACACUGUAGCAUUUUUUUAAGUUUGUAUUUGUUCGCUGGUUCGUUAGAUUUUGCCUAAAAGGCAGACAUACGCGAUGUAUGUGUUAACAAAUCAAUUCCUCAAACUAUAUAUCAGCACAUAUGUAUAUAAAUAUAUAUAUAUAUUUAGUAUCAGUGUAGACAGUGAGUAUUUCAAACUAUAAAUACAAACGUACGUAAUAGUAAA
Messenger RNA from Drosophila virilis, 2564 nucleotides. It is a transcript of the gene Fer2, whose product is annotated as 48 related 2. The record is from RefSeq and is a predicted model, not a curated record. Lineage: Eukaryota; Metazoa; Arthropoda; Insecta; Diptera; Drosophilidae. Gene Ontology annotation, molecular function: RNA polymerase II transcription regulatory region sequence-specific DNA binding; protein dimerization activity; DNA-binding transcription factor activity, RNA polymerase II-specific. Gene Ontology annotation, biological process: regulation of transcription by RNA polymerase II; developmental process.